Molecule: messenger RNA, 1233 nt
Organism: Gymnodraco acuticeps
Lineage: Eukaryota; Metazoa; Chordata; Actinopteri; Perciformes; Bathydraconidae
Exons: 4
Coding region: 83-835 (250 amino acids)
Source: RefSeq, a predicted model, not a curated record
CAAACUGGAUUUAAACUAAGACAAAUCAGGGGAUAUCUGUAGUGAAUUCAAGGUAAGCAAAUACCUUUGUUAAUCAACAAUCAUGGCUCCAUACAGUUUAUUGCAUCCGAUGUCCAAAGUGUGCUUGGAAGAAAAAACGGAAUUCUCUGCUACUCAGCAUCUCUCUUAUUCAAGGAGCAAAUGGUUUCAACUCCCCGACCCCGAGACUGAGAGCCACAGCGACGUGUGGAUCAAACCGCCAGAUUUCUCUCUUAAACUGUACAGGUCUCUGUCAGUUCCUCAGAAGGAAGAAAGAAAGACACAUUCAAAUCCAGCAGUACCACCUUCAAGUAAAGCACAGAGGAAAACUGGAACAUUUCUACCAAGGGUUUUACAUGAGGGUUUCCGAAGAGAAGAGUCUCCAAAGUUCCUCACAUCAUACAGGCCUCCCGAUUCUCUUGAGUCCGAGCUGAUGUUUGUCAAGACUGGGAAGUACCUUUGUGGGCCUUACAAGAACCCAAAACCACAUAACUUCAGACCGCUCAAUGAGGACCUUCCAGACAUAGUUACUACAUACGAAAGAGAUCCUGGUAACCUGCAUUUCAAGUUGAAGCACUUGGACAUUAUUCAAAACACUACCACCAGGUCAGACCUAACUUCAAGUGAUACCGAGAAAGGGAUGGACACAUAUAGAGCUGCCGAGCCAAGAUGGGAUGCGAGGCUCAUACUCCCUCCGCUGCUCUGGCCCCCAAAAUCAGCUUCCUAUACUAGACACAGAUGCAGAAGAGGAGCGUACAGUGCAUUCUUGGAUCGUGUGGAAGAGAAACUCUCAAGAUCAUGGAAAAAUAGAUCCUAACUUUGUCUUUUUUACUUAUUUAAAAAUCAAAUGUAUAUGUACAUAUCCCUGAUAAUGAUCAAAUAGGGACAUAUUUGGAGAUUCUAGUAGCUUUAAGGUUCUGGCGGUCAACAUGCAGGGACUUUGGGGGUCAUAAAGGUCAUAAAACCACAUUAAGACGCCCACUCAGACAGCUGCUCACCCGGUUCCCCAAGAAUUAUAAACACGCGAAGCCUGCACAUGUUCGAAGCAUAUCUGAAAUAGCUGAACAUAUGCGUUCAAGGAGUAAUCCGUGACUCUGGGCAUAACUCGCAGACUAAAUAUAAAAUGAAAAGAAUAUCAGUCACUGCAUUAAACCUCAUGACCCACACGCUGCCAUGUGUUUGUGUUAUUUGAAUCCCCUGUUAUCCAGUCAAAUG